Messenger RNA from Anopheles nili, 1088 nucleotides. Its product is annotated as apolipoprotein D-like. Bases 154 to 987 code for a protein of 277 amino acids. The transcript is spliced from 5 exons. The record is from RefSeq and is a predicted model, not a curated record. Lineage: Eukaryota; Metazoa; Arthropoda; Insecta; Diptera; Culicidae. Gene Ontology annotation, molecular function: lipid binding. Gene Ontology annotation, biological process: lipid transport; tissue regeneration; brain development.
AGCGCUCCAACGGGACGGAUUCCGUGGAUCUCCUCCGCGUGGGUGAGAAGAAAUAAAGUGUUUUAAACGCAGAAAGACAGUGUUCAGUGAGUUUAUUACUAGUUUAGAAGAACAUAGUGCGUUCGUAAAGUUAGAUUUUCUUAGAAGUGCAGAAUGUCGAAAGUUUCGAACACCGUGGCACUGGCGCUGGCGGUCAUCGCCUUCGCCUGUCUUACCGACCUUGCCCGGGGCCAUACCUACAAAACCGGCGACUGCCCAUCCGUGGAGCCCAUGAGCGGUUUCAGCAUGAAACAGUUCCUUGGCAUCUGGUACGUCAUCCAGAAGACGGGCACCGCAUCGACCUGCGUGAUCUACAACAUCACCAAAAAUCAGGACACCCCGGACGAGUACUUCAUCGAGCAGAUCUCCCAAAAGGCGCCACUUUCGGUCGCCCCCAUCAAGCACGAGUACUCGUACACUGGCAAGCUUACCGUCACCGAUCGGGACGUUCCUGCCCGGAUGACCGUCCGGUUUCCGCUCAGCGUAGCCGGAUCCGCAAAGUUUGUCGUUUUCAUGAGCGACUACGACACGUACGCUGGGGUGUUUUCGUGCCAGAAGAUACCGUUUGGUCACCGACAGAGCGCAACCCUGCUGUCCAGGACGCGUGAUUUGGAUAAAAUUUUCGUCGACAAGAUUCGCACCCGAUUGGCCUCGUACUCGGUGGAUCCGUUCGAUCUGAGCAUCGUCAACCAAACCGGCUGCCCGAAGGAAGGCGAAGCGGGCUGGAACAUCCACAUCGAUCCGGAUACCUUCUCGACGCGCAACAUCGCGAACGCGUUCCGGAAGGCGGGCGAAGCGAUCGGGGACGGCUUCGAGGCGGCGGUCAACGCCGGCAAAAAGAUCUACAACAAGUACCGUGACACCGACAGCGAGGAGGUGGAGGGUUACGUGGAGGAGACUACCAACCGCUCCGAACGGCUCGUUAACGUCGCCGAGUGGUUACCUUGAGCGGAGGAGAAAGUUUUACCGUGCCGACAUUCCUUUCAGAACAUUCGGUAGUUUUAAUUUAAACGAUGUGACAAUAAAGAACGAAGCCUCCUCACGUAUUA